AUGGACCCAAAUCUUCUAAGGCACAUGGAGUACUUUACGGUGCCCAACGCCCAGACCAGCAAUGCGGCGGAACGCGCUGCGAAUCUGACCCGUUCGAGCGGCACAGGCCAGCCAUACCCGUUAUGGAACCCCUCUACCCUCGGGGCCGACAUUGACUUCUCUUUCAACCCGCAAGGACUGGAAGGCCUGGGAUCAUUUGGAGCUUUCGAACAGUCUCAGGACCAAAACAACAGCGGUACCGCGUUCGAGCCCCCACAGCGGCAGCGCUCAAUUUACACCCAAGGCCCGAGGACUCUAGUUCCAACCCGAACGCUGAAACCACCAUCUCGAGAGAAACCUGAGAGGAAGCGUUCAAAACUUAGCACGGAUUCGACGCCCUUUGACUCAGUGGACUACUGGCUUCAGUUUGACAAUGAGGGAACAAUUCCCGAGGAGACGGGUGCAGAGGCGAGCGCGAGCGCGACCACUCAGGGUGAGCCGGCCGUCAAGCCCACAGCACAGGAGCCACAGAGGUCUCGACAGCUAUCUAAUUGGUCGAGCAGAUCCCAUAAACAAAAACGACAAGGCGAGGCGCAAGCUGCGUCUCAAUCAGGUUCACGAACAAGACAAGUGAAAGUCGAGGAUUCUCUGGAUGAUAGCGCGUUGGACAAUGCGCUUUCUGAUGAUGAGCAAACAUUUGCUUCGAUGAGUCUUGCGGAACAGCUUUCGAAAAUUGAUUCGACUGCGCCCACGGAAGUCCCACAACGAGAAAGUCUUUUUUCGACCCCCUUGAGCUGGGAGCGGCCACAGCCGGGCUUGAGGAUGGACUCUGUCAUGAGCACACAAUCUAGGAGCACACUAGAUCAAGCGGAACAACGGCGCCUCAUAGCAAUAGCGAUGAACCGAGGAACAACUUCUGGUGGACUCGGCUCGAGUAUGGCUGAUCAGUAUUCCCAAUAUCAGACUGAUUUUGAGUCAGCUAUGAGUGGGUUUGGCUUAGGAACUGCAUCGAUGAGCCAGCUGCUCAGCAUGCCGCCUCCGAACAUCGUGCCACCCAAACAGCCCCAACCACAACGACCAGACAAAGGGAAGGAGAAGGCUGGUGCCAAGGGUGACCGGACUGCACAUAACGAUAUCGAACGCAAAUAUCGCACAAAUCUGAAGGACAAAAUUGCCGAAUUGAGGGAUGCCGUCCCUGCGUUGCGGACUAUUCCAGAGAACGAAGUGGAUGGCGAGGACGUGGGCCAGCCCUCACGUGGCCCUAAAGUCAGCAAGGGUGCUGUUCUUACCAAAGCCACCGAGUAUAUCCACUACCUGGAGAAGAAGAACAAGAUGAUUGUGCAACAACAUCAAGAGCUCUCGAAACGACUGCAAGCCUUUGAGCAACUUCUUAGUGCCACUGCUCGGCCUACAUAUCAAAUGCCAAACUAUAGCAGAACACUGUUCGACCCAAGAGCUUUCUGCUAA
Molecule: messenger RNA, 1446 nt
Organism: Pyricularia pennisetigena
Lineage: Eukaryota; Fungi; Ascomycota; Sordariomycetes; Magnaporthales; Pyriculariaceae
Exons: 4
Coding region: 1-1446 (481 amino acids)
Molecular function (GO): protein dimerization activity
Source: RefSeq, a predicted model, not a curated record